Molecule: messenger RNA, 679 nt
Organism: Lutzomyia longipalpis
Lineage: Eukaryota; Metazoa; Arthropoda; Insecta; Diptera; Psychodidae
Product: low molecular weight phosphotyrosine protein phosphatase 1-like
Exons: 2
Coding region: 1-558 (185 amino acids)
Biological process (GO): protein dephosphorylation
Cellular component (GO): cytoplasm
Molecular function (GO): acid phosphatase activity; non-membrane spanning protein tyrosine phosphatase activity
Source: RefSeq, a predicted model, not a curated record
AUGUCCUCUAAAAAUAGAUCAAGACAGAUUGUCAAGUUGGGCGUGAAUAAAAUGUGUGCGACCACUGAGAGAAAAUUGCGAAUUUUAUUUGUCUGCAUUGGAAACUCCUGUCGUAGUCCAAUGGCUGAGGCUGUGAUGAAGAAUCUCCUACCAGGAGCAUCCACGUGGGAAGUGGAUAGUGCUGCAAUAGCUUCGUGGAAUGUGGGCCUCCCACCGGAAGAGCGUUGCUUAAGAAUCCUCCAGGAACACGGACUUGACUCCAACCACAUUGCCAGACAAGUAACAAAGGCAGAUUUUUAUAGAUUUGAUUUUAUUUUCGGAAUGGAUCCCAGGAAUGUGGAAGAUCUGCAACGCAUGGCCCCAGCAGAUGCAACAGCCAAGAUUGAGCUGCUGGGGAGGUACGACAGCGAGAGGGAUAAUGUAAUUCUCGAUCCAUACUUCGAGACGGGCGAUCAUGGAUUCAGGAGGUGCUUCGAGCAGAUCAGCAGGAGUUGUGUGGGCUUCCUGCGGAUUCACGGGGCAACGAGGCGAUGUCAUGCAGCUGCAGCGGCCGAUUGAUCCUGCGAAACAUCCUCAAUGAAGGCUUUCCAUUGCUCGUGGAACAUAUCCGACACCUUCAUCCACUCUCGCUCCGUCAGGACACUUUGCCUGUUGACAAAGAAGAAGUCCUUUUGUAACA